Messenger RNA from Durusdinium trenchii, 150 nucleotides. Lineage: Eukaryota; Dinophyceae; Suessiales; Symbiodiniaceae. The record is from the annotation of a GenBank genome assembly.
AUGGUGGAGGUAGAUGAGCUUCUCAAAGAGAUUGGAGAGCUGGAAAGCGAGGAGGAGGAAGAGCUUCACUCAGAGGUGGAGCAACGAGGAGCGGGUCAGCGGUUCCGCCGCGAGUGGCCGCGGGGAUAUGGGGGUGAUAUGCGGUCGUAG